UGCCAGGAGCUAAUAUGGCUCCCCAAGUUCUGCCGUACGCUCUCUUCCCCUAAUCAGCGACUUGACUGCCCAGACCAGGCUACGGAUCAGGAGCUAAGUCGGCUUUGCCCCUCCAUACCGCAACUACGGGAGCGACUGAAGUUGAGCGGCACCGCGCAGAAUUGAACUCCAUAAUCGGGGAAACACCACUUCCGCUGACGUCAUCACGCCGACACGUGGAUCCAAGAUGGCGGCAGCGAUGGUUUGGUUGCCAUGGUCCCUGCUGCUUCUCUCCUUCAUGUGUGGAACAAGAGCCUUCUAUGUCCCUGGGGUCGCGCCAAUCAACUUCCACCAGAACGACCCUGUAGAAAUCAAGGCUGUGAAGCUCACAAGCUCUCGAACCCAGUUACCUUAUGAGUACUACUCACUGCCCUUCUGUCAGCCCUUAAAAAUAACCUACAAGGCAGAGAAUCUGGGAGAGGUGCUGAGAGGGGACCGGAUUGUCAACACCCCUUUCCAGGUUCUCAUGAAUAGCGAAAAGAAGUGUGAGGUUCUGUGCAGUGAGUCCAACAAACCAGUGACCCUGUCUGUGAAAGAGAGCCGGCUCGUGGCGGAGCGGAUCACGGAGGACUACUAUGUCCACCUCAUUGCCGACAACCUGCCUGUGGCCACCCGGCUGGAGCUCUACUCCAACCGCGACGGCGAUGACAAGAAGAAGGAAAAAGAUGUGCAGUUUGAACACGGCUACCGGCUUGGCUUCGUGGAAAUGAACAAGAUCUACCUGCACAAUCACCUCUCCUUCAUCCUUUACUACCACCGAGAGGACUUGGAAGAGGACCAGGAGCACACAUACCGUGUCGUCCGCUUCGAGGUGAUUCCCCAGAGCAUCAGGCUGGAGGACCUCAAGGUAGAUGAGAAGAGUUCAUGCACUCUGCCUGAGGGUGCCAAAUCCUCGCCCCAAGAAAUUGAUCCCACCAAGGAAAAUAAGCUGUACUUCACCUACUCGGUACACUGGGAGGAAAGUGACAUCAAAUGGGCCUCUCGCUGGGAUACUUAUCUGACCAUGAGUGAUGUGCAGAUCCACUGGUUUUCUAUCAUUAACUCCGUUGUUGUGGUCUUCUUCCUAUCAGGCAUCCUGAGCAUGAUUAUCAUUCGGACCCUCCGGAAGGACAUUGCCAACUAUAACAAAGAGGAUGACAUUGAAGACACCAUGGAAGAGUCUGGGUGGAAGUUGGUGCACGGUGACGUCUUCAGGCCACCCCAGUACCCCAUGAUCCUCAGCUCCCUGUUGGGCUCAGGCAUUCAGCUCUUCUGUAUGAUCCUCAUCGUCAUCUUUGUGGCCAUGCUUGGGAUGCUGUCACCCUCCAGCCGGGGAGCUCUCAUGACCACUGCCUGCUUCCUCUUCAUGUUCAUGGGAGUUUUCGGUGGAUUUUCCGCCGGCCGUCUGUACCGCACUCUAAAAGGCCAUCGGUGGAAGAAAGGAGCCUUCUGUACAGCGACACUGUACCCUGGCGUGGUUUUCGGCAUUUGUUUCGUAUUGAAUUGCUUCAUCUGGGGAAAGCACUCGUCAGGAGCGGUGCCCUUCCCCACUAUGGUGGCCCUGCUGUGCAUGUGGUUCGGGAUCUCCCUGCCCCUCGUCUACCUGGGCUACUACUUCGGCUUCAGAAAGCAGCCAUAUGACAACCCUGUGCGCACCAACCAGAUUCCCCGGCAGAUCCCUGAACAGCGGUGGUACAUGAACCGAUUUGUGGGCAUUCUCAUGGCUGGGAUCCUGCCCUUUGGUGCCAUGUUCAUCGAACUUUUCUUCAUCUUCAGUGCAAUCUGGGAGAAUCAGUUCUAUUACCUCUUUGGCUUCCUAUUCCUCGUCUUCAUCAUCCUGGUGGUAUCCUGCUCACAAAUCAGCAUUGUCAUGGUGUACUUUCAGCUGUGUGCAGAGGAUUACCGCUGGUGGUGGAGGAAUUUCCUAGUCUCCGGGGGAUCUGCAUUCUACGUCCUGGUCUAUGCCAUCUUUUAUUUUGUUAACAAGCUGGACAUCGUCGAGUUCAUCCCCUCUCUCCUCUACUUUGGCUACACGGCCCUCAUGGUCCUGUCCUUCUGGCUCCUCACGGGCACCAUCGGCUUCUAUGCAGCCUACAUGUUUGUCCGCAAGAUCUACGCUGCUGUGAAGAUAGACUGAUGGGGGUGGACCAUAGCCAUGCCCACUCCGUCCAUGGACAGGAAGCCACCCUGCGUGGGGAACUGCAGGCACGCAAAAUAAAGUAACUCCUGCUUGUUUGGAAUGUAACUCCUGGCACAGUGUUCCUGGAUCCCAGGGCUGCGUGGGGGGCGGGAGGACCUGUAGAUAAAUCUUGCAUUUUUCUCCAUCAUCUUAUUCCAAUUCUGUGGGGAUGACGUUUUUGUGGGUCGUUUUUUCUUCAGUACUAAGAAAGUUCCCUUCAGCAGAAACUCUGGGACCUGUUCAGGUUUAUUUUUGGUUAGGGGUUUUUUCCUUGUUUUUUGUUUUUUGUUUUUUUAACAAUGGAUCCAGCAUGGAUAAAUCCACCGAGACACUGGGUUUUGGUCACUGUCUCCACCUCAGUUCCUCAGGGCUGUUGGCCACCCCACGACUAACUGGAAAAGGAAACACCAGACCUUCUGGGACUUCAGUGAGGUUUCCAAGCCUCUCACCGUCCAUCCUCACCAUUGAUGCCGUGACAAGCACAGCUCUAGCCCGGACAUGCAUCCUCAGUGCCAACCUGCCUCUACCAGCCACUUUCCCUCCCUCUUCUCACCUCUCCAGCCUUCUCCUGGGGCUGCCCAAGGCAGGGCUUCUAGCCAGGCCUCGGGGCCGUCUUGUCACCAGGAGCAAGUCCAGUCUUGGUUGCUACAAGGAAAUCCCCAGAAGUACUAGGGAGCAGUGGAAAUUUGCUGGAGCAGAGAAGAGACUUGCAGCGAACUAUUUCUGUGCCACAAAAUCCUGGAUCCAGGGCCAGGUAUUUCCAAAGCCAAUCCAAGUAUAUCCACAUGUCUGUGCCUGGGCUGAGGGUCUUCACCCUUUAGGAUUUCUCCCCAGUCCCUUCCUCAGGGGGUUGCUGUUCUUUGCAAACUGUGCUGCUGGUGGGGUCUCUCUUCCCCCACUUCGAGCAGAACAAGGCCUGGAGACUUCAGUUCUCUUCCUUUAGAUGGCUGGGGAGAGGCAUUCCCUCCCUGACAUCCCCCAGCCUUAGCGCCCAUGCACAGCUCUUUUAGCCAAACCCAUUCCCCUCCCCCUCCCAUUUGAGUUCUUGCCUCCUUUGAGGGACACCCAGAAAACUGCUGGUGAAAAGGAAAUGGAAGGUAAGUUCUGUCAUUUCUUCCCCAAUUCCCAGGGAUAGGCAAGGAGCCAGUUACCCCAAGUUAGAGGUAACUAACAUGGCAGGUCUGGCUCUUUUAUCAACACCCACUCUUGGGGCCAAGUCUUCCCUCCACCCUCACUGCCCACCCACUCUCUGCAUGUCACUUUCUCUUAAAUUGCAAGAGACCAAACCCACCCUGGGAUUAGGGCUUAAGUAACAGCCACUCACCCUUGCUCCAGCCCCUUUGGGACUCCCACCACAAGACAAAGCUCAGGAUGCUGGUUAAGCUAGGAACACACUACCCCCUUCCCCCUCCCAGGUUAUUCUCAUAACGGCCCCUACCAGCUCCACCAAUCAAACCAGUGAACUUCUCAACCUUGCCUCACAGUGACUCCACAGUGCCAAGUGGCAGCCACCAAGAAUCAGGUUGAAGAAAAGGGAACUCAAGCAGUAGAGAAUGAUAAUGGAGUCUUGUUUAUUCAAAUCUUGGAUUUUUUUUCCCCUAAGAGAUUCUCUUUUGGGGGGGAGUAGGGAAAUGUACUCCUCAUAAAGGAUUUAAACAUCAUCAAUUUUUCUGACUUUUUAAAUCAUCAUCAUCAUUAUUUUUAAUUAAAAAUGCCUGUAUGCCUUUUUUUGGUCCAAUUGUAAAUAAAUACGCCAUUGUCCUGUU
Molecule: messenger RNA, 3963 nt
Organism: Myotis brandtii (Brandt's bat)
Lineage: Eukaryota; Metazoa; Chordata; Mammalia; Chiroptera; Vespertilionidae
Gene: TM9SF4
Product: transmembrane 9 superfamily protein member 4
Exons: 18
Coding region: 227-2155 (642 amino acids)
Biological process (GO): protein localization to membrane
Cellular component (GO): membrane
Source: RefSeq, a predicted model, not a curated record